Messenger RNA from Scaptodrosophila lebanonensis, 665 nucleotides. RefSeq lists its product as uncharacterized. The transcript has 4 exons. The coding region runs from base 203 to 631 and encodes 142 amino acids. Lineage: Eukaryota; Metazoa; Arthropoda; Insecta; Diptera; Drosophilidae. The record is from RefSeq and is a predicted model, not a curated record.
UGUUUUUUUUUUAUUGCGCGACAUUUGGCGAUUUCUAUUUUUGGUUGCUACAAAAACAGCAACAACAACAAUAGAGGGAAUCAACAAAAACAAAGCGUCAGAGAUAAAUAUAACCGAGAUUCAUCAACCUAAUAACAUCAACAAUAACAUCAAUUGCGGUCAGUGCAACAUGUGUCAGUAAUUUGUUGGUCACCGGUCAAGCAUGCGAAGGGAAAUGGAACUGGAAUUGGAAAACUAUGUACAGUCAGCGCCCACUAAUAAACGCUUUGUGGUGGAGGAUUCAUUUACCAAAGUGACCUCCGAUGGCGAACCGCACUGCAUGAUGACCAUGGUGGCUGGUUUAGCGGGUCUGCUGGCGGCCGUCAUCAUUUUGGCGGUGCUUGUCUCCAUGGUGGCAUGUCGCAAGCAAAAAAAACAGUGCAGCAACAGCACAACCGACAGGGAGCAGGACGUGGCCAUGAAGGGUGUGCCCCAGAUAUCAACGCUAGCCGGCAAUCUGAAUGCAGCAUUUGCCGAAAGCACCUUAAGCUUGAGUGGCACGUGCAAGGCAACAGAUGAUUGUAGACAGGGCCAGGGGCAGGGGCAGCAACAAGAGACAUGGCCAACCGCCGUUGUGGUGCAGCGGUAUUAGGAAAGCAAAUAGAGCGAAUGCAGGGAGAGCCGGG